Messenger RNA from Culex pipiens pallens (northern house mosquito), 11756 nucleotides. Its product is annotated as glutamyl-tRNA(Gln) amidotransferase subunit C-3, mitochondrial-like. The transcript is spliced from 2 exons. Gene Ontology annotation, molecular function: glutaminyl-tRNA synthase (glutamine-hydrolyzing) activity. Bases 10538 to 11062 code for a protein of 174 amino acids. Gene Ontology annotation, cellular component: glutamyl-tRNA(Gln) amidotransferase complex; mitochondrion. NCBI's taxonomy places the organism in Eukaryota, Metazoa, Arthropoda, Insecta, Diptera, Culicidae. Gene Ontology annotation, biological process: mitochondrial translation; glutaminyl-tRNAGln biosynthesis via transamidation; regulation of translational fidelity. The record is from RefSeq and is a predicted model, not a curated record.
AGUAGAGGUGCCGCUCAUUUUCGUUCGCUCAUUAAAAAGAGCCGCUCUUUUGAACGGCUCUUUCGCUCUUUUUCAAAAUAUGGAUGAAAAUGAUAUUUUGUAGGCAUGGUACGAUUUUAAAGCUAUUUAACAUUGGAAUAAUAUAAAUAACUAAUUUGAAAAAAAUAACUAAAACGAGAAGAUGCCCUUGAAAACCAUAGGCCUUAACGGUCUUAUUGUCAACAUUUCUACUCGAACCUAAACGUUCGAAUAAUUGAAUGGCAUCCAAAGUUAAAUUUGGAGAAAUUACUUUUAAUUUUAAAAUUGCGUAUAUUUCUGCCAAAAUUGAACUAAUGCUGAUAUUUUAUUUAGAGAAAAAAUUCUGUUAUCUCUUUUCGACAUUUUGAUUUGAACUACAAAGUCUAUGAGUUUAUUCGGGCAAGAGGAUUUAGUUUAUUUCCAAAAUCUCUAAGCUAUUUUGUAGACUUUUGGUAUUAAUUUACAAGGUAAGCUAUUUGAUAUGCUGAAAUUUGUAUUCGGGUAAUACUUUAAUGUACGAUAAGUAAAAUGAAAAGUAUCGUCAUUUUGUUUAGAAUAUCAUUUCCUUUGGAAUUUUAAAAAAAUAGGAAGCUGAAAAUAUGAGCUUGAAAACUAUUUACUUGUUUUCAAAUAUUGUCUUCAAUGCUUUUGAGAGUCUUCAAUUACACGCAGAAAAAUGUUUUGUAGAAUCAGCCUGUACGAGGUUUGAAUCAACAAAUUUUUUGUUGAAUAUAAUCAACGCCGAUUUUGCGUUGAAACAAACCUUGAUAUUCUCGAUUCCACAAAAGUCUUUUGUUGAUUCGAAAAAGCUGCUUUGACGUUUAGCGUUGAUUCAACAAAAAUAAUUAUUUUCAAAUCAACAAAACGUUUUGUUGAUUUAAAUAUGCCUUAUUUUUCUGCGUGUAUAUAUUGAUGAGAAAGUUGUUAUCGACCUUCGAUGAAAUAUGACGAUUCAGCUCUGAAAAUGACGGGAAAUAGCCCCUCUUUAACCUGCCUAUUUUUAUCCUAAAGUACCGUCAUCAGGGGUGACAUUGGGUCUGGGGGGUGAGAUUGAGUCAUACAAAAAUGUCGAAAUUUGUAUGACCCAAUUGCACCCUUCAGACCCAAUGACCCUGAUGACGGUACUCGAAAAAGUACACCUAGGAACAAUGUUGGGAUACUUUUUAUUAGUGUUGAAAUAUUUGAAAUUAUAUUUUCAAUGCUCAAAAACAAAUUUAACACAACAAUUUGUUGAAAAUUCAAUCAAACGGAACGGUUCUUUCAAAAGACCGGAGUUUAAAAAAGAACCGCGGUUCUUUUUUUGUGAGCCGUGGUUCGUUCGCUCUUUUUAAUGAACCGGCUCUUUGAGCGGCUCGCUCUUUUUUUGCCCACCUCUAGUUCCAAGGGUUCCAAUCGAGCAACAAGACAAGGUCAACAAGGCACCAAAGACAAACUACAAUUUUUUCAACCUUAAAUUUGAAUGACUUUGGUUGAUUGAAAUUUCUCCCAGAACAUUUCAUUUCCCUGUGGGACCAUCCAUAAACCACGUGGACACGUGGGGAGGGGGGUCGGCGGUUGUCCACGCUCCAAUUUUCCACGAUGGGGAGAGAGCGGGGUUGAUAUUACCAAAAAAGUGUCCACGUGAUUGUAUUUAUGGAUGGUCCUAUUUAUAGGUCCCUAAUUUUGAUUGUUGUGAAGCACUUCUAUUGAGAGAGAAAGUAUUUUAUUCUAUCCAGAUGCUGUGCAACUCCUUUCCUUACGCUUUGUGCGCUGUGUAUUGCUUGAACCAGAGUCUAUAUUUUUUUUGUCCAGAAGCGGUAAGACAACUCUGGAGCAACAUUUGAAAGGGGCGGUACGACAUUGCUCUUACGGUCUUUCAUUACACGCGUUUAAAUGGGACGAAAGGUCAAUAUCGUACCGUCCCUUUCAAAUGUUGCUCCAGAACUCUGGUUUCUGGCAAGACAAUUCGACGUCGUCGUGCUAUCUUGUCGCACCCGCCAUUUUGACGUUCCGAGAAAAACGCGUUUUAAUGUUUGACCUUGAAUAUACAAAAACGAGUGCACGCAAUGUAAACAAUAACAAUCACGUUUUGUUUGGCUGACCAUUCUGUGCAUUGUCCCGAAGUUUGGUUGAAGUUGGUUGCUGGAGUCCCGAGUUAUAAUUACAAAUGUUUACGGUAGUCAAGCUUGUACGUGCGACAAACGCAUCCUGACUUUCCUGGCCUGAAAUCCCUUUGGCCUUUUGUCGCACUUACAUCAAUUUUCAUGGAGUGACAAGAUAGCACGACAAGAUUGAAACUACUUUCAUAUGUGAAGUGACAAAAAUGCACGGAGUUUUUUUGGUUUUUGUUGAAUAUCUCAGGAUCGGAAUCGAAUUUUGGGGAUCUGUGCAGGUCAAAAGGUGAGGCAUUUUGAGCUGCACAAAAUGGCGUUCUUAACUCAAUUUGGCCCAAAAUGCACGUACGACAAGUUAGCACGAUGGCGACGAAUUGUCUUUUGUGACACCAUCGAGUCGAUCAAAUCGGCCAAACCCCUUUUGGAGCAUCACAGCGCGCAGCAGUCAUAGCAGCCGAGCAACAAUAACAAGUGUGAAAUCAUCCCCUUUACGUUUGCACUCUGUUAAUAAAGAUAUUCAAUUUUGUUUAUAGAAACUCUGCGUUUGCUCCGGGACUCCGGGAUAAUUUCAAACAGUUCUUCAAACAAUCCUGCUUUUUCCACGAUCAAGAAAAAGUGCCCGAGUAGUGCGUCCAUCCCGGGAAUUCCCGGGACAAAAAUCCCGGGAUUUUUCCAAAACCGGGAAAUCCCGAAUCCCGGGAUUUUUCAUAUUUUGUCCCGGGAAUUCUGAUUUCCAAAUUUAUUGCUCUAAAAUCUCCUGUACCUAUUCAGACUGCAGUCCCGAUUAUCCGCAGUUGGUUGAUUGGUGGUGAAUAAUUUUUAAAAAAUGUUUUUAAAUAUAAAACAUAAAAUUCUAAACUUAUCCAAAGUGUUACAUUCCCUGGGCUUUGUCAUAAUGAGUGUCAUAGGUUUGAUGCUUGUUUGGCAAAGAUUAUGAAUUGAUCCGAUGUGGAAUUAAAAUCGAAGUUUUCAGUAUAUUGCUGAAGCUUCCAUUUUUACACUUGGACACCACUUCAUGCUGCGAGAACCCACUUUGGCGCAGUCUCAGGGCUUAAUCGAUGGCCGGUAAGCUGUCAUCGAGACAAGGAGGUUCUCCGAUAGUGGAAAUAUCACAUUUGUACAAUGAACCGCUACAUAUGUGAUUUUCCCUAUCUUAAAGUGGGUGUCAGGUUAGGAUGCGGGUUUUUAAAAAAAUAGUUUUCGUAGAAUUUAGGAUUUUAACUAUAAAUAUCAACUUUUUAUACUUUGCCUUUAGUUAUUUAGGGGCAAAAUUAGUAAUAGUAAAUUUAGUAAUUCUGUCAGAAUCGGUGAUUUUCAUUCGAGUAGCAUAAAAACCAUUCUGAUUUGUCAAAAUUUCCAUAGAGUCUCGAUCAAUCAGUAGUGGAAUGAUAUCGGACUAAAUUCGUUGAUCUGUUGAACUAACGGUUGUCGGAUUAUGAUUGUAUCGACCAUUGUUGCGAAUCGAGGAUCUACUGGAAUUCUGGCGAUCAAAUGGUCGUCUCUUUUUCAAUUCACGACUUGUAAAAUAUGAACUGUUAUUAUUUUUUUUUGUUUUGUUUUUUUUUUUUUUUUUAAAGAAGUCAGACAGGUUUUACAAGAAACUUUUUUUUUGCUAUUAAUUAAAUUGUCGGGGAUUUGAGAUAAGAGUAGCUUUCGGAUAGCUUGCUUUAAAUCUUGUAUUCAAUUCAAGUUAGGUAGUUAUCCGUAAAUGAAAAUUAGGACUUAUAUGAAUAAUUGAACAUUUUGGACUUAUGAACAACACACAACUGUGCAUUUAUUCUAGAGUCAGAUCCAUACAGCGUCAGUGUUUAUUUGGUCGAAGUGUACUAAUUCAUUGGCAGAUCUGAUUCUAGUUGUAAUGUACGACAAGACUACUGACGGACGCGACAGGACGAGGGCCCAGUUUAGAGGUUUCAACAUCAACGAUGUGCGGGUGGAUCACCCUCCCAAAAAAAAAAAAAAAACUUAUCCAAAGUGUUACAUUGUCUGGUAUAAUGUUAUUUCUUAUUGUUUUAGACUCUUUCAAUGAAAUUGUAUAAGCUUUUGUAGUUAUAUUAUAUAAAUAAAAAAAAUAAAAGAAAUAUAUUCAAAAUUCUGGUUCAAUUAAAUUCCAAAGCACAUCAAAGAACACUUUUUUUUAUGUGUUUUAAACUAUCUAAAGACUGCUGUCCUUGUUCAGAUUGAAGUGUAGCUUAUCACCAUUAACAGUUUUGAGCUAAUUCUAUGAUUUAAGCCAGAAAAGCGUAACAAAUAUAAUGAAAACAUCGAUUUUAUGACCGCUGCAAAAAUUUCCCGGGAUCCCGGGAAUUCCCGGGAUCCAAAAAAUAUUUUUCCCGUUUCCCGGGAAAUUCAAAACCCGGGAAAAUUGGACGCCCUAUGCCCGAGUCGUAAUUUCAACUCCCUCAUUUAAGGUACAUUUAAAUGUUGAACAAACCUGAGUCUUGUACAACACCAGUAAUUUGUAAUAAGUGCAUGAGCUAAGCGUCGAUCCAUUUGCGUGAAAGAGGUUUUGGGUGACUCGCCACACAAAACCUUCAGAUGCCUAGAAAUUAGCAAAAACUUGCAACAGAGACCACAAAAGACCCAGGGGUCGUUAAAGUGGAUUGCUUUGCUUUGCAUGAGCUAAGCAAUGUUGCAAUACAGUCCAGACUCGAUUAUCCCUUCGAAAAAUUUACUUAGAAUAAGACCGACCAACAAAAUAUUGGCGCAUUCCCAAUUCGAGGGGAAGUGUGAACUUUUUGGUUCCCAGAAACGCCAGAGCCGAACGACUUUUCUCCAAUGUUUGUAUGAAAAUACAAUGUGGAGUACUGGACACCGAGUUGCGGCUGAGGACAAAAACAAAGGCCAGCAGAGCCAACCAAGACCCCUACACAAUCCCCUUCCCUUCUCACGACUUGUCUUUUAACAUCAAUCCCUUCCCUACUAACCCCGAGUAUGCCGCGGGUAAUCGGCUCCCCUCCCACUAACAUUUACACACAAGAUCCUCUGUAAUUACGCUUAGCUUUAAGAAAAUUUAAUUACAAAAGCCGACUCGGUCCUAACCUGGUCCCAGUACCGAAAAGGACCUAAUAAAAAUAAUUCUAUAAAAAAUGUGGAGUACCAAAACUGCUUAUCCCCACGCUUCUUCCUCCCUGUAGAUUCAGAAUUGUGUUAUUCUUAACCUUUACCAAACUUAACCGACUUCAACGAAUCAUCUCUGCGGUAAACUAUACGCAGUAGGUCUGGUCGCUUUAACGUUUGUGAUGUUUUAAGGUCGUAGAUAGUGUCAUUCACUUUUAGAGCAAUGACUGUCAACGAUGACUCUGAAUUCAGGGUCCAGAAAUAAUAAAUUAAUCACGAUAUGUAAAUGCAGUUCCAAUCUACACAAAGAAAGAUUGACUGCACUAGUGUUUGAUUAGUUGAGAAAGUUUGUAUGGAUAAUUGGGUACUAAAGCCCUAUGUCAACUUUUAUGUACAACGGUAAAAACACGAUUUAAAAACUAUUUCUGAUCACUUCUUUUCAUUUUAAUGCAAAAUUUAUUUUUGAUAAGACAACAUUUUUUCGAUGCAUCAACUACAGUAUGUAAAAAAAGUAUUUACACCCCUUGGGCACUAUGCACAUUUUGUGAUGAAACAUGUAAAAAAUUUAAAGUUUGACAGGAACCUAGUACUACGUUUUGUUCAGAAACUCAUGCCAAACAUUUUGCUUCAAAAAGCUCAUGAAAAGAUGAUUUCUAUAAAAAGUUAUAUAACAAAUACUAUUACGAAAAUAAAAAAAGGUGCAAAAAAAGUUUGUACACCUUUCGAAAAAUUUACAUAAAUAAUGUUAUUUGUUGACAAAUAACCAUAAUUCCAGUCUCCCAACUCCAAAUAGGCACCCUUGACUGAUUAAAAAAAUGAUUUGGAUUGAAUAUAAAGUUUACUAACUACUUAGUAUAAAAGUUUAUAUAACUCUGGAAAUUCUAUAUAAAACUUGUCUUAACUUAAUUUUGAAAUCUUCUAAUUCAACUAAAUGUCAAUAUAUUACCAUAGAAUUGCAAAAUAAACAUUUGGGAGUGGGUAUAACACCGUUUUGGGGGUCUUUGUAUCGCUAGAAUAGAUUUUUCGUUGGAAUUUCGUACCAACCCGGAAUUACGUCGUCGGAAAAUCCGCCGGCAUCCGAACCGGUCCACAAUUCACAAGUCAACCUAUGUGAAAUCGGAAAGGGCAUAAAAUUUCCGAUCUUUUGAUACCAAAACAUCUAGGUUUUCUUAAAAACCUACGUUUUUAAAUACCUGGGCAAAAAGUAAGUUUGAUCCACGAGAACAAAAAUUACGAAAUUCCAUACAUUUUUGGCAUGUUGCUCAAACGAAACCAUAACAACGUUUUUGCUUAGGUAUUUAAAAACGUGGGUUUUAUAGAAAACCUGGAUGUAUGGGUAUCAAAAGAUCGGAAAUUUUAUGCCCUUUCUGAUGCCAAUAGUAUUUGUUAUAUAACUUUUUAUAGAAAUCAUCUUUUCAUGAGCUUUUUGAAGCAAAAUGUCUGGCAUGAGUUUCUGAACAAAACGUAGUACUAGGUUUCUGUCAACAUUAAAUUGUUUAGAUGUUUCAUCACAAUAUGUACAUAGUGCCCAAGGUGUGUAAAUACUUUUUUUACAUACUGUAUAUGUCCCUUGGAACGAGCUGUCAAGUAGGAACUUUUCUGUCAAGAAGGACCACGAGGUUAAUUUUUCCAAAUUGAUUUAAAAAUCCAUUUUAAGCUCUUUGUGGUCGUACAAAGGGUCAUUGUACUCAGAAAAAUAAGCUUUAUCGCUGUAAACAAUAAUAUCAGCAAUCUAAGCUUCAUUUUAGGACCCAAUUAAGGCCGUUUGUCGCUCUUGCAUACAAUCAAUACACAAAUUGCAUGAAAUAUGUUCUUGGAGCGAAAUUUGACUAUAAUGGAACCAAUUUUUUCGGUGCAUGAUUCGAUUAUUCCGAAGUACUUCAGAUAAUCCUUCAGAUAAUCAAACUAUGGAUAAUCAAAACGCGUCUGCACUGUAUCUGUUUGCCGAACUGGAGUGCAUUGACCUCGAGUCAAAAAAGUGCUUUUGUCAAACAUCUUUCAGCUGCUGAGAUUCUCCCUUCUUCUGUGGAUGACAUAAUUGAGAAAGAUGAAAUAUAUAAUAUCUAGUAUGUAAGAAAAUUGUAAGUAGUCUACAUAAGCUUGACGAAUAAACAAUAAACAAUGUUAACUUAUGGUACUGGUACAGAGAUGGAACAUUUACCGUUUUCUGUUGUAUUAAUCUCAAUUUGAAAAUAGUGAAAGGACAACAUUAAUUUUAAGAAUUUUUCAGACACUGGGACAGAUAUUGCGUUCAAUUAUUUUAUUCAUCAGCAUUCGGUGAGAGUCGAACGACAGCAAACUGCGUUCUCUGAAAUUUAAACCGGUUUGCUCUGUCCUCCUCGAUCGAUGUACGAGAUGAGAGCGCUGCCAUUGACAGAACGGAAAAGAGGGAUUUUCAUUUUAAACUUUCGAAUAAAGCUGCUUCUGCAAGGUCUAGACAUUAAUAUCAUUGGCCUUAAUCCCGAUUCAAUUUUUCGAUAGCGGAAAGUAGAACACCGGAAACAAAGAAUAUUUUUAUCGGUGCAAUGUGUUAUCCGAGUUUGACCGAUGUUUGACCGAGCCACGUAGCCUAGUGGUAACGCUUCCGCCUCGUAAGCGGUAGAUCGGGGUUCAAAUCCCGGCUCGGACCAACACAACUGGUGAUCUUUUCCCUUCUGGAAUCGAUUGCUUAGUAAAGGGAAGGUAGUGUAUAGUCACAAACUGGACCUUAUCACGACACCUUAGGGAGGCGACCUAUGGAAUGUUAACAUUAACCGUAACAUGUUAACAUUAAGUUGAGAAUGAAACUGCCACUGAAUCCGCUUUGUAAAUGCCGGCCCCGAUACUCUUCAAGGGUGUUCCCCUCAGGAAUUGGGAAAGAUUUACUUUUUUUACAAUGUGUUAUCGGUCACUGUCGGUUCAUUUCUCGAAUAACAGUGAAGUAUUAAUAUACUUUCCUUGACUGAACAUCGUUUCAUGAUUCAAAUCACUCAUACUUUUGUCACAAGUGUCUGUUUUUCAGUGAAUGGUUCGAUUCACGCCAGCCAAAGUUUCGCUACUUUCCAUGGUGGCUUGGCACCAGCAGACGAAGUAAGCUGUGACGAUUCUGGCAUAUUACGCAAAACCAGAGUCGAUGCACUCUGCGAUCGAGUUUGGUCGCCGUCGCCGUUAGCCAGUUUCGUGGUCGAAGGCUGCUGCUGCUGGUGGCAUAAAACCGUUUUAAAUUCGUGGCAGGCCCCUCACCAGCAGCGUCGUCGUUUGCUGCGAGCCGCCACCGAACUCUUGCAUAUGGCUUGUUCGGAGCAAUUUUUUGAACUUUUAGCGAAAACAACCUCAAAAACCGGCUUUAUUUUGUAGCUUCUGGGUGGAUGAGUGAUUCAUACGGUCGCUUAAAGGUGGCCAUUAUUUUUAUUUUUUUAUUCAUCUUUACUCGUGCUCAAGCACCACACAUCGACAUUUUUAAAUUUAUACCAAAAUAUUAUGGAAAAAUAACAUAGCGAUGGAAGUUACUUGCACGGUUUAUCGAAGGGCACGCGAGUGUAUUUGUGUAAUGUGGCCGGUUGUCUUGCUGCUCGCUUGCACCUUGGUAUUCGUGUCGUGUAUCGGUGAAAUUCGGUAUACACCGUAUACGGCAAUGAAUUGAAGGCAGUAUGCUGUUGAACACGAAUACCAGUCCGAGGGGUUGUUUUUUUAUUUCUCUUCCUUUCUUUGAAAAAGAGGAACAACAAAAACAUCCCAAACUCUAACACGCAAUAAGCGAACGUUGUACGUGCUGCUGGUCGUGUUUUGAAAAUGUUGAGCUUUGGGUAGGAUGAAUUGCAUACAGUUUGAAAUUUUACCUAUCCAAUACAAUACCUGAAUGAAACAAUAGACAAACAUUCUCUUAUGCAUUGUCGUUUAUGUGUGGAUCAAUCGGUCUUGAUUUAACAAUUCAGAGAUUACCGGCUCGAAUCCCUUGAAACUUGAGUGAUCAAUCCUUUAGCAUGAGUUUUUUUUCAAGCAGUUGCAUCGUUCCGUUUUUGACAAAUAUGUGUACUAUAGACAACCAUAAGAACUAAAACCACACCAGUAGAGACUCUCUUAUUAGGCUAGUUGAUCUUAGAAUCCAGAAGAUCUUUGGAUAACCCGACAUGUAAACCCACGUAUCCAUCGUAUACCAUCAUUCCGCCAAGUAACCGGUAGAACAGGAGUUAAAUUUCCGGCUCGUACUAACAAAACAGGGGAUCUAGAGAGGGAAGUUAGAGCAUCAUCAAAGUUUGGACCUUAUCUGGACACCCUUAGGAAGACAAUCCAUGGAGUGUUAACAUGUUAUUUGAUAAUUAUCACUGCAUUCACUUCAUAAAUGCCGGCCCGAUACUCUUCAAGUAUGUUCCCUUCAGGAACCGGGAAAGGUUUACGUAACUAUUGAUCAAUAUUUGAAAAUAUUUUACUGUUGAGCUGUUUGACGUCUGAGUUAUGAAUGCUGGGAGUUGAUAAAUGAAUCCAGAACAUUAGGUGCCGAGAACAGGUUAGGACCGGGGAUUAAAAAAGUUACAUAAAUAAUAAUAAUAUCAUAUUGACAGGGUCAGUACGUAUUAUACUUUCAUACCAAGUAGUUCUAGAACAUUUAAAAAUGAAAUGCUCGUGCAAGGCCCUAGAAUGAGAUCAUAUCUAGAGUAAAUUUUCAAAAGGUCCUAUGUGCAAAAUCCUCAUUCUGAGAAAUUUCAUGUUGAAGUUUUGUGUGAGAUUUUUAAAUCCUAUUUAAACACGUUUGAGUAUUUUUGAAUUCUAAAAACGCCAAAGUGGACCUAGAUCGAUGCUUUUUAUGUGCACUUAACGGGAAUUAUCAAAAGUCUAGUUUAAACUGAUUUCUAAAGCAAUUUGUUUCAUACGACCUGUGAGUGCACAUAGGACACGAUUCAUAGGACAAAUUUUACACAUAGGACUUAGCACAUUGGACCUAAUUCGUGUAACAUUGCACAUAAGACUUUUCCAAAUUAAAUUCAAAUCCUGAUUAAAAUAAAACAACUUUUUUAUUAUAAUUAUGUUUACCCCACCCUCGCGCAACGUGUUGUCAUCAGCUGAUCGAGAGUAUGAAAUGUUUCAAUGCUUCCAGAGCGGGAGAGAGAAACCGUUAUGAGAAUAUGUUGACCAAUCAGCGCUUCCGUCGGCAUCUGUCAGAUAGGUGCUGGAAAAUCGACCUAUCCGACAAUGUAAAUAAUAUUUUGCAGAGUACGCAUAGAACUUGUGAUGUUUUGACAAUUUUCGGUUGGUUUUUUGCUUUUUUCGCGUUUUUUAGUGUUUUUAUUCUUGUCAGACGAUGACGACUGCUGAAUCUCCUCUCGCAAACAAACCCACAUUCAGCUUAUCAAUCCCGUGUUCCUUCGUAGUUCGGCCCCUCGUGUGACAUGAUUGGAAUUCCGUUCCAUCUACGACCACCCCCGGGACGCACCCUCCACUCGCUGGUCCUCGCAAAGGUCCUCGCCUCAACGAAGCCGGCCGAUUUAUCCGGGACGCAGGACAAGAGCACCCGGCAAAAGAUCAAUUUCCACGAGCUUAAACAUCCGAGCAAGGUUCCCCAGCGUCCAAACAAAUCUACGAUUGACGGCCAGUCGACACCAACCCGCAUCCCGGUGGACGCCCAAACGGUGCAGCUGCUGGAGCGGUUAAGCCUGGUGGAUCUGGACAGCGCCGAGGCCCACCGGACGCUCGAGGACGCGUUCGAGUUUGUGUCGCAGAUUCUGUCCGUGGACACCGACGGCGUAGAACCGCUGAACACGGUACUGGAGCGCGAGCGGUUGACGCUGCGCGAGGACCGCGUGUCCGACGGGAAAAUCCAGCAGGAUGUGAUGAGGAAUGCAUGCGUUACCGAGGAGGAGAACUUUGUGGCGCCACCGGGAAAUAUUCCGCUCGAGCAGGAACCAAGGAAGUGAGCGGGGUAUGGUUGGUGGGAAGGGGAUUGUGGGCUUCCGGCAGCUGCUGGAAGCUUGUAGGGAUAAUCAAUUUGUAGCGUUAGGUUUGGGGGUAAUGUUGUGGACGGUUUUAAGCUGAGCACGAUUGGACGAAUGUUGCGCAAUAAUCUGAGAGAUGAGUUUAGACGAGGGGAAGCUGGAACAGCGGUGUACGAAAGAAGUUCUGGGAUUCCGAUGCGGGAGAACCUGAGCUUUGUAAAGGAAACCUUUGAUCCGAAUGUACCGUUUGGAGUUACAAUAGAGGAGCGAUUUGCGAACGGGAAGGUACCCUUGAAUGAUUCCUUGACCCUUAAUCUGGACCAAGGUCACACGCUCUCCUGCCGAUACCUGAUCAACCCGACGACCUCCAUGUACCUUCAUGUACAAGGUCCAACGUCAGCGCAAGAUUUGGUGGAUGCGAUACGCGUGCGUUCCGGGCCGGUUCUUCAUUUCGGACCCCCACCAGGACGCGGACACGCGCGUUCAAUCCGUGGCCAUCAAGAGUCGCCUUGGCGGAGAGGAACUCACGCUGGAACUCUUUCCGGCGGACGCCUCCGCCCUCGAAUCAAGGUGGGCCGAACCAGCAGUAAAAGGAUUCGACCCAGUAUGCUGCGGCUGCGUCAGUGCGUCGAAGUGGCCACGCUGCAGAUCGUGCUGGAUGCGUUUGAAAGUGGCG